AUGAAGCUCAGUGGCAUAAUCACGGAAUUGCCCCCGUCUCUCACACACUCUCUCUCUCCCGCGCGUCGCUCUCUCCCUCCUCUGGUUCGCGACCGCCACCACAGCCGGCCACGUUUUGGCCGGCCGUUCAGUCAUCCGGCCACCACUCGGGUCGGGACCGGUCCCAAAAUGACCGGCCUGACUCCGCCGUCCUACCCCACCUGUUCUCCGACGUCAGCCGGCAGCGAUACCGCCGGAAAGUGCAGAAAAACGGCCGGUUUUUACCCAGAUUUUCCGGAGCUCGUUCCGGCGAUUCCGGCCACCAAAUCUUGCGAUCAAGGUAUGCGUAGGCAACUCGAUUUACGAAUUGGGUUUCGGCCGGAUUUCGGGAUGAGAUUCCGGCCACUUCCGGAAGCUUGGCCGGCGGUUUGGAGUUUUCCGGCCGCCGGAAAUUACUCAAGGCACCCACGCGCUGCCGGCGCGUGUGGCGGCGCGUGGGCUAGGAAAAUGGACCGGCUCGAGAGUCCCGAACGGAUAUCGCAUAUCGCGUAUUUUCCGGGUUCGCUGGGAUCGUGUAGGAUCCGACGGAUCGUAAAACGGAGUCCCGGAUACUCCGGAAAUGCCAACCCUGGGGUUGGGGUUUUAGUAACCGUCCGAUCGUGUGAUCGUGAGCGAUCCGACCGUCCGAUCUGGACCAAACUUGCAGGACAUGUGUCCGAGAGCCUAUAG
Prunus armeniaca (apricot) is the source of this 708-nucleotide messenger RNA. The record is from the annotation of a GenBank genome assembly. NCBI's taxonomy places the organism in Eukaryota, Viridiplantae, Streptophyta, Magnoliopsida, Rosales, Rosaceae.